AUGAGCACCGCGCCUACGGGGCCGGAAGGCAGUCCCGCGGGGAGCCCGACUGCCGACACGACGAUGAGCGACCUGAUUGGCGGGCGGUACCGGCGCAUCCGCAAGCUGGGCAAGGGCUCGCAGGGCAGCGUGUGGGAGUGCGAGGACGUCACCGCGCCCCCCGGCGCGCCGCGCGUGGCGUGCAAGACGUUCCCCCUGUCGCACUCCGCCAUCAUCGACAUCCGCGCGGAGGUGCGCGCGCUCGAGAUGGUGGGCGACCACCCCAACGUGGUGCGCCUCGUGGAUUUUAUCGUCGACGCGGCCGCGGCGGAGGUGCAUCUCGCGGACUUCGCGCUGUCGACGGUCGUUAAAGGCGGACUCAACGGAAAGAAGACGGAUCUCGGAGCGGGCACGCGGCAGUACAUGGCGCCGGAAAUGGACCAGGCCGCCGCCGCCGCCGCAGCAGCAGCAGCCGCUGGCGCUGCUGCUGCCGCCGCUGGAGGGACCGGCGUUGCCCGAUGUGACAGUAGCGGGGGGUCGUACGGGUUGAAGGCUGACGUGUGGAGCCUCGGAAUCACGCUGUGCGCCAUUCUAACGGGGCGUCUUCCGGCCGUCGAUUCGGCGACGCUCGCGCUUCACGAUUCGCUGCCGAUCAACUUCGUGUCGCCCAGCUGGAAAGGCAUCUCCGCCGACGCGAAGAGUCUCGUCCGUCGGAUGCUGCGCGUGAACCCGGAUCAACGGUUGAGCUCGUUCGAGGUGCUGGAGCACCCGUGGCUGAACCAGAAGGCGGUGCGGCGGCUCGACAUCACGGCGCGCUGCCCCUCGCUGCUCUUCAACGCGUCGCUCCUCGUGCCGCCCUUCCAGCCCGCCGCGUGCCGCCUCAUGGCGAGCGCGGGCGGAGCUAUGGGCGCCGCGGGGGCUUUUGACACGGCACAAAAGGCGCGGGCGGCCUGA
Messenger RNA from Closterium sp. Naga37s-1, 933 nucleotides. Lineage: Eukaryota; Viridiplantae; Streptophyta; Zygnematophyceae; Desmidiales; Closteriaceae. The record is from the annotation of a GenBank genome assembly.